GCGAGGGAGGGGGCUGGCCCGAGCAGCCCGACUUCGCAGUUGUCUCCUGAGCGCGGGCUGCGCCGCCCAAGCCGCUGGGCUGGGGAAGCACUAGCCGUGGGCUCCCGGGCCGGCUCCUCCAGGCGCUCGCGGGCAUGCAGCCCGGGAGCAGGGCGGCGUGCCCCGGGCCGCUGCUGAUGCCGGCCGGGGCGGCGGGGGACCAGCGCCUGCCGAGCCCCUCCCACCUUGCCCCGGGGCCGACGAGCAGCGCCCCGGCACCCCUCUCCGCCCGCAGCCCCGCCAGCGCCACCCCCCGCGGGCCGCAGGGGCUCAUGCAGCCGCCAAGGGAGAGGCUAGUGGUAACAGGCCGAGCUGGAUGGAUGGGUAUGGGGAGAGGGGCAGGACGAUCAGCCCUGGGAUUCUGGCCGACCCUCGCCUUCCUUCUCUGCAGCUUCCCGGCAGCCACGUCCCAGUGCAAGAUCCUCAAGUGCAACUCUGAGUUCUGGAGCGCCACGGCAGGCAGCCACUCCCCGGCCUCGGACGACGCCCCCGAGUUCUGCGCAGCGCUGCGCACCUACGCCCUGUGCACGCGGCGCACGGCCCGCACCUGCCGGGGCGACCUGGCCUACCACUCGGCCGUCCAUGGCAUCGAGGACCUCAUGAGCCAGUACAACUGCUCCAAGGAUGGCCCCACGUCGCAGCCACGCCUGCGCACCCUCCCGCCGCCCGGCGACAGCCAGGAGCGCUCCGACAGCCCCGAGAUCUGCCACUACGAGAAGAGCUUCCACAAGCACUCGGCGGCCCCCAACUACACGCACUGUGGCCUCUUCGGGGACCCGCACCUCAGGACUUUCACAGACCGCUUCCAGACCUGCAAGGUGCAGGGCGCCUGGCCGCUCAUCGACAAUAAUUACCUGAACGUGCAGGUCACCAACACACCUGUGCUGCCCGGCUCGGCCGCCACCGCCACCAGCAAGCUCACCAUCAUCUUCAAGAACUUCCAGGAGUGCGUGGACCAGAAGGUGUACCAGGCGGAGAUGGACGAGCUCCCCGCCGCCUUCGCCGACGGCUCCAAGAACGGCGGGGACAAGCACGGGGCCAACAGCCUGAAGAUCACAGAGAAGGUGUCAGGCCAGCACGUGGAGAUCCAGGCCAAGUACAUCGGCACCACCAUCGUGGUGCGCCAGGUGGGCCGCUACCUGACGUUCGCAGUCCGCAUGCCCGAGGAGGUGGUCAACGCCGUGGAGGACCGGGACAGCCAGGGCCUGUACCUCUGCCUGCGGGGCUGCCCCCUCAACCAGCAGAUCGACUUCCAGGCCUUCCGCGCCAACGCCGAGGGCCCCCGCCCGCACAGGCCAGAGGCCGCCAGCCCCGCGCCCGCGGCCCCGGACACCUUCCCGUACGAGACGGCCGUGGCCAAGUGCAAGGAGAAACUGCCCGUGGAGGACCUCUACUACCAGGCCUGCGUCUUCGACCUGCUCACCACGGGCGACGUGAACUUCACGCUGGCCGCCUACUACGCCCUGGAGGACGUCAAGAUGCUGCACUCCAACAAAGACAGGCUGCACCUGUACGAGAGGACUCGGGAGCCGCCGGGCCGGGCAGCCGCCGCGGGACUGCCCCCCGCCCCCCGGCCCCUCCUGGGCAGCCUGCUGCUCCUCGCCCUGCUCCCCGCCUUCCUGGAGGCUGUGGCCGUGUAGGGCAGAGAGGGGCGGCUGCCCGUCCCUGAGCCAGUGGGCGGCUGCAGGAGGGCUGGGCCGGCAGGGGUGGGGGGAUGGGGGCGGGGGGGGGGGGAAAGGCCCUGCAGGGUCUGCAGGGGUCAGGAGAGGAGGCAGCCGCUGCCGGCGGGCUAUGGACGGUUACCUCAGAGCUGCCCUGGGCUGUGUGCUGGCAAGGGCUGGGGCAGGGGGUGGCCUCUCCCCCCCCACCCCGCCCCCUCCGUCAGGGGGCCGUGAGAGGUCGUGGUGACUGGUGCUGUGAUGUUUGUGACAGUUGAGCUGUGUGAGGGGGGAGCCGCUCCCCUCCACCUGCCCCACAGUGUGAAUGUGCAAAACAGAGCCCCUCAGGCCGAAGCCCCCCCACCCCUGCCCUGCCAGAGACACUGGGAUUGAUCAGAGUCGAGCUCCUCCCCGCCCCGCCCCCCCGCAAUGCACUGAAACAGGCCCAGCCGACCGCUGCCCGUGCCCGCCACACGCACACACACUCACACGAGCACACUCGCACACACUAAGCUGAGGGGCUGAGGCAUCCGCGAGGCUGGACCCCCCCCCCAGGCGGGGCCUCCUUUCCCCUCGGGCCUUAGGACGACUCUGGGGGGCUGCUCGGCAUCUUUAGCAAAUUGUCAUCCUUGACCCAAAGGUUGUGCCCGCCUGGUGCCCUCCUGCCGUGGCCUGCCUGUGAGCCGAGGAGAGACUCCGGCGCGCAGCCUGGCUGCCGGGUCCCUGCUCCACCCGGGUUAGCAGGCCCCUGCCUCCAAGCGGGCAGCUGGGUCAGCAGGGGCUGUCAGCACGAGGUCUGAGCAACGCCGCUCACGGGCUCCCAUGCUCCUCUCGGGCUCCUUCCCUCCCCCGCCCCGUGCUUAGGAGGUCACGUCCUCAUUUCUUAAACGUUGAAACAGAAGUACCCCUUGCUUUCUGUUGCCUUCUUUCUGGCAGGUGGCAAGAGCCCCGGGGCAGGGGAGCUUGGGCUGCAGGGCGUGGGCAGGAGGCGCAAUGGACAGGGCCAGCUGGCCUGCCCUGAUCCUCUUCGUUCCCCUGACCUGCCCCCCAGAGCCCUGCUCCCCACCAGUCCACCCACGUCUGCAGGCUGGGGAGAGGAACAGGGUCUGCAAGCUUCUCAGCCCCGAGCAUCCCUGGCUGGUCUUGUCCCUCGAGUCCCCUCCCUUAAGCCCGUGGCCACACAGCCAGGAGAGGGGGCUUGCCGCUGAGAGCCCUGGCGCCCACCUCCGGCCAGCCCGGGCUGCCCAUCCGAGGAGCCCUGAACCAGUCCCGCCUCCGCUGCUGUCCCAGAGAACCGAGCCAGGCUCCACGCGCAAAAGGGGCCGGAGGGCGGUUCCCACAGCCCAGCACUGUCCCAGCCCUCCGGUCUCGGUCUCGGGGCAGCCCUUCUGCUGUUCCCCAGGGACCUCUCAUACACUGGCGCAGGAGGCUCCCCGCCUCCCCUCCAAGAGGUCCCCUUUCUCUGCCCGACCCCAGGGCAGGCAGGUAGGAGGCUCGGGCCCCGGCCGCCCUGCUGGUUUUUAGAUGGUCCCUGUGUUGGAAGUAAAAAGUGAAGCACUUUAUUUUGGUUGUGUUUGAUCGCGUUCUGCUUGGAAGUGGGGACCCCUCACUGCGUCCUUGUGUCUGCGACCUGUGUAGAGUGUCACCGCAUGUACAUAUUGUAAAUUAUUUAUUAACGGCUAAAUGCAAGUAAAGUU
Zalophus californianus (California sea lion) is the source of this 3394-nucleotide messenger RNA. RefSeq names its product repulsive guidance molecule BMP co-receptor a (gene RGMA). The record is from RefSeq and is a predicted model, not a curated record. The transcript has 4 exons. Gene Ontology annotation, molecular function: coreceptor activity. Gene Ontology annotation, cellular component: plasma membrane. NCBI's taxonomy places the organism in Eukaryota, Metazoa, Chordata, Mammalia, Carnivora, Otariidae. The coding region runs from base 135 to 1679 and encodes 514 amino acids. Gene Ontology annotation, biological process: BMP signaling pathway.